CCCUACCGGCAAUGCCGGACCUGGUUUCCAAGAGCAGAUUUUUUUGGAGAACGCAACAGCGCUGCUAGACUGCGUUUGGUAUCCGAGCACAGCACGCCCGGCGCCCGGUCUCCAGUCGCCGGCGGGGCAGCAGCACCGGGAGGAAGAGGAGAAAAUCCGAGGAGGGGCCGGCGCCGCACUCCGCCAGAGGCCAGAAUGUCAUCCCGGGAGAUGUGAAUCCAGUCGGUGCGAGCGACAGAGACACGGAGGAGGGGGGUCCAUCGUAACGUUCGAGUUGUUCCCCGCUACCCCAGCUGCGGGCAUCGCCUCCCGAUCGCUGCUCAGAAGGGACUCCCGAGGCUGGGCACACGCGCGGCGCUGCGCCCGUCCUCCCCUCCAUUUCGGCUUUUUUUUUUUUUUUUUUUAAUUGAAUUUAUUCCUCGCGUGCGUGCGUGCGGGAGCCUGGCUGCAUCGCGCGUUCGGUGCGGAGCGGCGCGUGGGGAGCCGCAGGAAGAUGUUGACUUAGCCCCGGCAGAGGCUCCCGGCCGGCCGCGCCGAGCAGAAGCCGCCCGUGCCGAGCGCUGCCCCAGCCCGCCGAGCCGCAGCGCCGGCUGCCGCCCGCCCCAGCCCGGGCACCGACCGCGCCGCGCUCCCGCCGCUCCGCGGGGCCGCCCGGACCGCGGGUCCCGCCGGGGACACCCGCCCCGGGGACACCCGCCCCGGCCGCCUCCGGCUCGCACGCACAGGUAUGAAGAUGAAUAAUGCAGGCCACUGGUUUCGAUGAUGCUGGGCUUUUAUAACUGGAUUCAUUAAGGAAUACAAAGAAAAUUCUUACAGGGAUCAAUAAUGGUGUCUUCUGGCUGCAGAAUGAGAAGUUUUUGGUUUCUGCUCCUUGUCAGCUUCCUGCAGUGUACUGAAGGUUUCAGCCGGGCAGCACUCCCGUUCGGUUUGGUGAGGAGGGAGCUCUCCUGCGAAGGUUACUCCAUCGACCUGCGGUGCCCGGGCAGCGAUGUCAUCAUGAUAGAGAGCGCCAACUACGGGCGGACAGACGACAAGAUCUGUGAUGCUGACCCCUUCCAGAUGGAGAACACAGAGUGCUUCCUGCCAGACGCCUACAAGAUUAUGACACAAAGGUGCAACAACCGAACACAGUGUAUAGUAGUUACUGGGUCAGAUGUGUUUCCUGAUCCUUGUCCUGGAACAUACAAAUAUCUAGAAGUUCAGUAUGAAUGUGUUCCUUACAAAGUGGAGCAAAAAGUUUUUGUUUGCCCGGGGACGUUGAAAGCAAUUGUGGACUCACCGUAUUUAUACGAAGCUGAACAAAAAGCAGGUGCUUGGUGCAAGGACCCUCUCCAGGCUGCAGAUAAAAUCUACUUCAUGCCCUGGACUCCGUACCGCACCGACACUCUGAUAGAGUUCGCAUCUCUGGAGGACUUCCAGAGCGGCCGCCAGCAGACGACGUACAAACUGCCGAACCGCGUGGAUGGCACCGGCUUCGUGGUGUACGACGGCGCCGUCUUUUUCAACAAGGAGAGAACGAGGAACAUAGUGAAGUUUGACUUGAGGACUAGAAUUAAGAGCGGGGAGGCCAUAAUCAAUUAUGCUAAUUACCACGACACGUCCCCGUACCGGUGGGGGGGAAAGACUGACAUUGACUUGGCGGUGGAUGAAAAUGGCUUGUGGGUGAUUUACGCCACGGAGCAGAACAACGGGAUGAUCGUGAUCAGCCAGCUGAACCCCUACACCCUGCGCUUCGAGGCCACCUGGGAAACGACGUACGACAAGCGGGCGGCGUCCAACGCCUUCAUGAUCUGCGGGGUCCUGUACGUGGUGCGCUCGGUGUACCAGGACAACGAGAGCGAGACCGGCCGCAACGCCAUCGACUACAUCUACAACACCAGGCUGAGCAGGGGCGAGCACGUGGACAUCCCCUUCCCCAACCAGUACCAGUACAUCGCCGCCGUGGAUUACAACCCCAGGGACAACCAGCUGUACGUGUGGAAUAACAACUUCAUCCUGAGAUAUUCUUUGGAGUUCGGCCCACCCGACCCUGCCCAAGUGCCUACCACAGCAGUGACAAUAACUUCUUCAGCAGAGCUGUACAAAACCACAGUGUCAACCACUAGCACCACGUCCCAGAAGGGUCCCAUAAGCACAACACUAGCUGGAGGAACAAAGGAAGGAAGCAAAGGACCCAGACCACCGCCACCCGUUUCCACAACCAAAAUUCCUCCCGUGACAAGUUUUUUCCCUUUGCCAGAGAGAUUCUGUGAACCGACUGAGGCCAGGGGGAUUAGCUGGCCUCAGACACAACGAGGAAUGAUGGUUGAACGCCCUUGCCCCAAAGGAACACGAGGAACUGCCUCGUAUCUCUGCGUGGUCUUAACGGGAAUGUGGAACCCCAAAGGCCCUGAUCUUAGCAACUGUACCUCACACUGGGUAAAUCAGCUGGCUCAGAAGAUCAGAAGUGGGGAAAAUGCUGCUAGUCUGGCCAAUGAACUGGCUAAACACACCAAAGGCCCAGUGUUUGCUGGCGAUGUGAGUUCCUCAGUGAGGCUGAUGGAACAGCUCGUGGACAUUUUGGAUGCUCAACUCCAGGAACUACGGCCCAGUGAAAAGGACUCUGCUGGAAGGAGUUAUAACAAGCUCCAAAAACGAGAGAAGACAUGCAGGGCUUACCUUAAGGCAAUUGUGGAUACAGUGGACAACCUGCUCAGGCCUGAAGCUCUGGAGUCCUGGAAGGACAUGAAUUCUUCAGAGCAAGCCCAUGCAGCCACAAUGUUACUUGAUACAUUAGAAGAAGGGGCUUUUGUUUUGGCUGAUAAUCUUCUAGAACCAACCAGAGUCUCAAUGCCCACAGAAAACAUUGUUUUGGAUGUUGCAGUGCUCAUUACUGAGGGCCAGGUGCAGGACUUGAAAUUUCCUCAGGGCAGUAAAGGAGGCAACUCGAUUCAGCUCUCGGCGAGCACCGUGAAGCAGAACAGCAGGAACGGAUCAGCAAAGCUGGUUUUCAUCAUCUACAAAAGCCUGGGCCGUUUCCUCAGCACCGAGAACGCCACCAUAAAGCUGGGCAGCGACCUGGCCGGGCGGAACAGCACCAUCGCCGUCAACUCGCACGUCAUCGCCGCCUCCAUCAACAAGGAGUCGAGCAGGGUGUACCUCACCGACCCCGUGCACUUCACACUGGAGCACAUCGACCCUGACAAUUAUUUCAAUGCAAAUUGCUCCUUCUGGAACUACUCAGAGAGGACUAUGAUGGGGUACUGGUCAACGCAAGGCUGCAAACUGGUUGACACGAAUAAAACUCACACGACGUGUGCUUGCAGCCACCUGACCAACUUUGCAAUUCUUAUGGCUCGUCGGGAGAUUGUGUACAAAGAUGGAGUGCACGAAUUGCUCCUCACUGUCAUCACCUGGGUGGGAAUUGUCAUCUCUCUUGUUUGCCUGGCCAUCUGCAUCUUCACAUUCUGUUUUUUCCGUGGCCUGCAAAGCGAUCGUAACACUAUUCACAAGAACCUUUGUAUCAACCUAUUCAUUGCUGAGUUCAUUUUCCUCAUAGGCAUCGAUAAGACAGAGUACAAGAUUGCAUGUCCGAUAUUUGCAGGUCUCUUACACUUUUUCUUCCUGGCAGCCUUUGCCUGGAUGUGUCUAGAAGGAGUGCAGCUUUAUCUAAUGUUAGUAGAAGUAUUUGAAAGUGAAUAUUCUAGAAAGAAGUACUAUUAUGUUGCUGGCUACCUCUUCCCUGCUACAGUAGUUGGUGUCUCAGCAGCUAUUGACUACAAGAGCUACGGAACAGAGAAAGCUUGCUGGCUCCAUGUAGAUAACUAUUUUAUCUGGAGUUUCAUUGGACCUGUUACCUUUAUUAUUCUGCUGAAUCUUAUCUUCCUGGUGAUCACAUUGUGCAAAAUGGUGAAGCACUCAAACACUUUGAAACCAGACUCUAGCAGGUUGGAAAACAUUAAUAAUUACCGUGUUUGUGAUGGCUACUAUAAUACGGACUUACCUGGCUAUGAAGAUAAUAAGCCAUUUAUCAAAUCCUGGGUCCUGGGUGCAUUUGCUCUCCUGUGUCUCCUUGGCCUAACAUGGUCAUUUGGCCUGCUGUUCAUAAACGAGGGGACUGUUGUGAUGACCUAUCUCUUCACAGUAUUUAAUGCUUUCCAAGGAAUGUUUAUAUUCAUCUUUCAUUGUGCCCUCCAAAAGAAAGUGCGUAAGGAGUAUGGGAAGUGCUUCCGACACUCCUACUGCUGUGGGGGGCUGCCCACGGAGAGCCCCCACAGCUCAGUGAAGGCAUCCACCACCAGAACCAGCGCCCGCUACUCCUCUGGCACCCAGAGUCGUAUAAGGAGGAUGUGGAAUGACACUGUGAGAAAACAAUCUGAAUCGUCUUUUAUCUCAGGUGACAUCAACAGCACUUCAACACUUAAUCAAGGAAUGACUGGCAAUUACCUACUAACAAACCCUCUUCUUCGACCACACGGCACUAACAACCCCUAUAACACAUUGCUCGCUGAAACAGUUGUAUGUAAUGCCCCUUCAGCUCCUGUGUUUAACUCACCAGCAACCUACAGAGAGACAAGACAUUCACUGAACAAUGCCAGGGAUACAAGUGCCAUGGAUACUCUACCGCUAAAUGGUAAUUUCAACAACAGCUACUCGUUGCGCAACGGAGACUAUAACGACAGCGUGCAAGUCGUAGACUGUGGACUAAGCCUGAAUGAUACUGCUUUUGAGAAAAUGAUCAUUUCAGAGUUAGUGCACAACAACCUGCGGGGCAGCAGCAAGAACCACAACCUGGAGCGGGCGCUGCCGGCCAAGGCGGCGAUGGGCGGGAGCAGCAGCGAGGACGACGCCAUCGUGGCCGACGCCUCGUCUUUGAUGCACAGCGACACCCCGGGGCUGGAGCUGCACCACAAAGAGCUCGAGGCCCCGCUCAUCCCUCAGCGGACUCACUCCCUUCUGUACCAGCCCCAGAAGAAAGUGAAGCCCGAGGGCACGGACAGCUACGUGUCCCAGCUGACCGCCGAGGCCGACGACCACCUCCAGUCCCCCAACAGAGACUCCCUUUACACGAGCAUGCCCAACCUCAGAGACUCUCCGUACCCAGAGAGCAGCCCCGACGUCGAGGAGGAUCUCUCUCCCUCCAGGAGGAGUGAAAACGAGGACAUUUACUACAAGAGCAUGCCAAACCUAGGAGCUGGCCACCAGCUUCAGAUGUACUAUCAGAUCAGCAGGGGUAACAGCGACGGCUACAUAAUUCCCAUUAACAAGGAAGGAUGUAUUCCAGAAGGAGAUGUUAGAGAAGGACAAAUGCAACUAGUGACAAGCCUUUAAUAGUGUAGCAAAGAAAUAUUAAAGGCCACGUUCAAGUAUUAAAAAGACUUAAUUUGCCCCGUGCAGGCUCCCUCAUAUCUGCUUGAAGAGACAAUUCUGUUGACCCUGUGGUUCUCCAGUGACGGAGAUGACUGGACCUCGCAGUUCUGUGAAUUUUUAUAAAACAAAAACUUUGUAUAUACACAGAGUAUACUAAAAUGAAUUAUUUGUUACAAAGAAAAGAAAAAUACCAACAAGGUAUUUAAGAUAUCUUCUGCUGCUGAAUUUAACAAAAUUGUGAAAAAAAAAAAAAAAAGAGAGAAAUAAACACUUUCCAGCCAUUUUACUGCAGCAGUUUGUGAACUAAAUUUGUAAAUAUGGCUGCACCAUGUUUUUUUUCCUAGGCCUACAUUGUAUUAUAUACAAGGCGUAGGCUUUAAAAUCCUGUGGGACAAAUUUACUGUACCUUACUAUUCCUGACAAGACUUGCAAAAGCAGGAGAGAUAUUCUGCAUCAGUUUGCAGUUCACUGCAAAUCUUUUCCAUUAGGGCAAAGAUUGAAUACAUGUCUAACCACUAGCAAUCAAGCCACAGGCCUUAUUUCAUAUAUUUCCUCAACUGUACAAUGAACCGUUCUCAUGAAAAAAUGGCUAAAGAAAUUAUAUUUUGUUCUAUUGCUAGGGUAAAAUAAAUACAUUUGUGUCCAACUGAAAUAUAAUUGUCAUUAAAAAAUAAUUUUAAAGAGUUUGAAGAAAAUAUUGUGAAAAGCUCUUGGUUGCACAUACGUUAUAAGCUGUUUUUCUUACACUGUUCAUAGUACGGUAGUAUGUUUAAAAUGCAACUUCUACCCAUUUUCACUUAUUUUUCACUGUAAACAGUGUUCUGCUUUGACAAGUUAGUUUUUAUUCUUAAGUUUUUGAAUUUUUAUUGCCAAAAAAACCGUAAUUUUGGGAGAAAAUUGUUUUAGAAGCCAAUUAUGCCAAGCCUUGCACAAAUUUGGUAUAGCUAACAAAGAUUGUAACUCAGUUCCCUGUUCAGUCUUUAAUCAGGGUUGGGUGGUAAGGGGUAAGGGGGACACUGGACACUUCUCACAAGCUUUCUCGUGAAUAAAAGGUGCCUGUCCUUUAAAAAAAAUAAAUAAAACAUAACUAUUACUCUUCCAUAUUC
Messenger RNA from Pseudopipra pipra, 6455 nucleotides. It is a transcript of the gene ADGRL2, whose product is annotated as adhesion G protein-coupled receptor L2. Gene Ontology annotation, biological process: cell surface receptor signaling pathway; adenylate cyclase-activating G protein-coupled receptor signaling pathway. Bases 826 to 5310 code for a protein of 1494 amino acids. The transcript is spliced from 27 exons. Gene Ontology annotation, cellular component: plasma membrane. Gene Ontology annotation, molecular function: G protein-coupled receptor activity; carbohydrate binding. Lineage: Eukaryota; Metazoa; Chordata; Aves; Passeriformes; Pipridae. The record is from RefSeq and is a predicted model, not a curated record.